Dermacentor silvarum is the source of this 1775-nucleotide messenger RNA. RefSeq names its product mitochondrial inner membrane protease subunit 2. Gene Ontology annotation, biological process: mitochondrial respiratory chain complex assembly. Gene Ontology annotation, cellular component: membrane; mitochondrial inner membrane peptidase complex. Gene Ontology annotation, molecular function: serine-type endopeptidase activity. Bases 197 to 706 code for a protein of 169 amino acids. The record is from RefSeq and is a predicted model, not a curated record. The transcript is spliced from 2 exons. NCBI's taxonomy places the organism in Eukaryota, Metazoa, Arthropoda, Arachnida, Ixodida, Ixodidae.
GUUUUCGAAUAUGCGCAAGCUCGAUCGGCAUAAACCGCAGCAGCGCCGUUGAGCAAAAUGGCAGCUUCCAGCUGAUGCAGCGCCGGCUGAUGUAACGAAACGGGUGUGCAGCAGGGGUUCGUUCCGCGAACAACACCGCAGUGAUGUUGAGCCGAACAGCUUCUCGUGUUCCUAGCUAGGUCUUCGAGAAGCAGCGAUGUGGCGUCAGCGGUUCUCGCUGGUAUUCCGUCGCGCCGCAUUCGGCCUUCCCGUGGCCGUAGCAUUUGUCGACUGCGUCGCGUACGUCGCCAAGGUUGAAGGCGUCUCCAUGCAGCCAGAGCUGAACCCGGAGCCCGAGGCGUUCUCCGACUACGUGCUUCUCAACCGGUGGGCGUCGCGAAGCUGUGAGGUGCAGCGUGGUGAAGUAGUCGCCAUCAAGUCCCCACGUGACCCGACACAGCGGCUGAUCAAGCGCGUGGUGGCCGUGGAAGGCGACACCGUUCGAACGAUGGGCUACCGCGAGCGGCUGGUCACCGUGCCGCGGGGCCACUGCUGGCUCGAGGGGGACAACCACGCCCACUCGCUGGACAGCAACCGGUUCGGCCCCGUGGCCCUGGGCCUGCUCGUGGCCAGGGCGUCGCACCGGGUCUGGCCACCGAGCCGUUGGGGGCGCCUUGAAUCGCGGCAGCCGGAGCCCGGCAGGCUGCUGCUCCCUACGCCUCGGUGAUGGUACGUUUCCGCGGUCUCGCAGUAGAUGUCCGCACAGAUUUUGGACCGCUGAGUUUGUUCAGCGGCUCCAUCCAAAUGCUUCGAACCUUGUCCUUUGAGGCCAAAUUUUUCGCAGGAACAUUUUCAUUUAGAAUAGUGUCUGCCCGGGCUCUUUAGAUUCGCAUUGCAAUUAAAAUGUUUCCAGCAGAAAACCCUGACAUGGACACGGCAUACCUCGGCUUGGCUAAAAGCGAUCGCACUUGCAAUAGUAAACAACAGUGGAUCAGUUGUGGUUAGAACAGACUCAACAGAAGCACUAGAGGAAUUAAAGCGCUUACAUUCCACGCUGCGUAUAGGCCAGGAGAUUCAACAGCUCAACCCACAACGCCAGUGAAAAAUCAGCACACAGUGAGUUCCGGAACACAGUGCCAUCCCCGGAAACAAUGCCGCGGACUUAGUCUCCAAACAGCCUACAAGUUAAACAGACCCGCCACAUCACCCUGUACUGUUAACCCCAGACUACGCCUCCUAGCCCGCAAAAAAAUCACCUCUGGCUUCGGACACGUGCCCCAAUUCCUCCGUGCUCUGUGACCAUCCCUUGUGGACUGACCAGGCAGGAUGAGGUGAUGCUACGCAGGCUUUGUUUGGGUGUCGCACUAACACCUCACGUCACGGGAAAGUGGAAGAGAAACAACAGUACCGGUGAUCUCAGCAUAUCGACUUACAGCUUCCCCCCUGCCAUCGAGAUGAUGAGCUCGUGGACACAUAUCUCACUUACUGUGGACUUGCCCAGCUACAACCACUCAAAAGUCAGCCUGCGAGACGAAGAUGGCCUAAAGACAUGGAUGAACGGAACUUCGCAUCACUUGCUCCGCUCUUACAGCUGAGAGGCCGGCUUGGACUCCCUGCUGUGAGUAGACGAGUGUGGUGACAUUUCUUACACCAUCCCCUCGCAGGCCUUGAGGCCAUCCGCAUAAAUAAAGACGUUGUUACUACUACACCCAAAAAAUAAUGAAGCGUGUUCGUUUUUCAACGUACCGAAAAGGAGAAUUAAAAGUCAGAGCUCUUUGUUUUGUUUCCAAUUGCAA